AUGAAGGGACCUAAAUCUCUCACCAUUGUGAUAAAGCUCGGUACGAGUUCGAUCGUUGAUGAGAAGACUCAUGAGCCAUUGAUCGAUAUUUUGAGUCUUAUUGUGAAGACUGCGGUGAAACUUCAUAAAGAUGGCCAUAAGGUCAUCAUUGUGUCGUCUGGGGCUAUUGGGGUGGGUCUGAGGAGGAUGGAUCUUGAGAAGAGGCCGAAAUAUCUUCCAAGGAUACAGGCUCUGGCAGCAAUUGGUCAAUGUCGACUCAUAAGUCUUUGGGAUAGUUUGUUCGGCCACUUAAGACAACCCAUCGCUCAGAUAUUGCUCACCAGAAACGACAUUGCGGAUCGGACACAAUAUCUCAAUGCCCAAAACACGUUUGCUGAGCUCCUCGAAAUGGGCGUUAUUCCAAUUGUGAACGAAAACGACACCAUCGCGGUCACAGAAAUCAAGUUCGGUGACAACGACACAUUGUCAGCCAUCACCGCCGCAAUGGUUCAUGCCGAUUAUCUCUUCCUAAUGACAGACGUGGACUGUUUAUACGACAAGAACCCGCGGUCUCACCCAGAUGCCAAAGCCAUUGAGGUGGUAGAAGACAUCUCCAUGCUAGAAGCAGACGUAUCAAGCGCCGGUUCUGCCCUUGGAACAGGCGGCAUGUCCACCAAGAUCGUCGCCGCACGCCUCGCCACCUCUGCCGGCGUAACAACAAUAAUAACACGCUCCUCCAACCCCGGCAACAUAGCCAACAUAGUCACCUACGUCCAAUCCCUCAAAUCGUCGCCUCAAUCCAUCACGCCCCAACCCUGUUCACCACCCUCAGGCAAUAUAUCUCCCGCCAUAACCUUAGUCAACGAGCCCCUCUCCCGCCCAACAGCAUCUCUCAAACUCGAGCCCGUCCCAGUUGCUCCAUUACACACCCGCUUCAUCCCCUCUCCUCAACCGAUACGAGAUCGCUAUUUCUGGCUCCUCCACGGCCUCGCUCCCCACGGCACAGUCUACAUCGACGCCGGCGCUCACCGCGCCCUAGAAAACAAAGCAGGCCUCCUGCCGGUCGGCGUAGUAGACGUGGAAGGCACAUUCGCGCAACAGGAAGCCGUGCGUCUUGUCGUUGUUGAUCGGAUUCCGCGGUCUGCGCUUUCCCCGAGAUCUUCCACAUCAACUCUUGUCAACGGUAUCAACCACGGGGUCAAGUUAUGGGAAGGUCCAGGAAUGGAGGUAGGCAGAGCGUUGGUGAACUAUAGCGCUAUAGAGAUCAUGAGGAUUAAGGGCGUGAGGAGUGGUGAGAUUGAGGGGUUGCUGGGGUAUGCGGAGAGUGAGUACGUGGCGCUGAGGGAGAAUAUUAGUUUCUUUAAGAGGGAGAGCCGGCCAGUUACGCCGAGCUUAGAGCUAUUGUAG
This is a messenger RNA of Hyaloscypha bicolor E, 1386 nucleotides long. Its product is annotated as glutamate 5-kinase. Lineage: Eukaryota; Fungi; Ascomycota; Leotiomycetes; Helotiales; Hyaloscyphaceae. The coding region runs from base 1 to 1386 and encodes 461 amino acids. Gene Ontology annotation, cellular component: cytosol; cytoplasm. Gene Ontology annotation, molecular function: glutamate 5-kinase activity; RNA binding; ATP binding. The record is from RefSeq and is a predicted model, not a curated record. The transcript is spliced from 5 exons.